AUCGAGCUCUUUGCAGCCUGCCGCAUACGUAAAACCAUAACAACUUGAUGUACGCUAAAUGACACGAAGGCAUAGAGCUCAUGGUUGAACCAUUCUCAGCAGCUGGGAGCUGUCAGCGUUGCGGGCAGUUACUAGCAAGGCGCGCUGAAUGACCCUGGUCUCAGAAUGCGGCGGCUGUCCAGCGCCGCGCUGGGAGCGAGCGCGAGCGGGAGCAGCGCAGGCGGGGAGGGAGCCGGCGGUCCAGGGGCCGCCCAGCAGCCUCCCCGGAAAAAGAGCAAGACCGAUGCGCCUGGGUCUCAGUUGGAGGCGGUCCGCAUGCGUAACCUGGAUGUACUGGCUGCAGCCGCACUGGCUACUGCCGACCCGCCCGGCCCGGCAGUAGCAGCGGAGGCCGCAGCGCCAGCUGCUGCUACUGCCGCCGCAGCUGCGGCAACAACCUCGGCGCAAGCAGGAGCUGGAUCAGGGGCUGGCGGUGCCACAGCUGCAGCUGCAGGUUCUGUGGGUGCUGGUGCUUUCGUGCCAGCAGCGGCGGCGCCGCCUGACGCGGGGCCAGCGGCGCCCUGGGGCGUGUCUGCGACCGGCCUGGGGACAUCACCGCGGUGGCGCUCCCCCCACUCCAGCGCUGCUGGCUGGGGCGGCGGGGCGGCGGGUGGCGGCGGCGCGGCGGGCGGUCUGCCGCUGCUGCCUUCCUUGGCAACCCGUGCUGCGGGGCCGUCCGUGCCGCUGCCGCUGCAUUCGCCGCCGCCACUGCAGCCACCGCAGGCGCUGACUGAAAACCUACUGCAGACGCAGCAGCAGCAGCUGCAGCCGUGGGGCCAGGCACUAGGGGGGCAGGCGGCUGGCGACGCGCGGGCUGAGCUGGCACACCGGCGCAGCAGUGCAGGCGGCGGAGUCACAGCGCUGGCAAUACCGGGCUCAAACAGUGGCGGCGGUGGCGGCGGCUUUGGCGUUGGCGGCGGCAAUAGCAGCAAUGCCUUGCUGACUGGAGGAAGCGGCGGCGCCGUGUCAGCGUCACCUCCCGGCCCCGGCCUCAGGCGGGGCAGCGGCGGCGGCGGCAGCGGGUCAAUGGAGGCCCGUGGGGUGUCUGCAGCCGCCACCACGCCGCCCUCAGGCAGCAAUGUCGCCGGCUGCGUCCAGCCCGGCGGCCCGGCCACGUCACCUCCCGCUCCGGAGGAUCCCGGCCCUACCGGCGCCCGUCCUGCAGGCACCGGCGGCGGCUCAGCGGCGCUUCUUGAGGGCCUGGACCCGCCAGGCGGUCAAAUACCUGGCACGCCGAUGCAGCAACAACCGCAGCAGCAGCAGCAGCAGCAGCAGCAGCAGCAGCAGCAGCCUGCCUUCGCCAUCUCACCUGUGACGCCGCAAACUUUGCUACAGCCGCAGCAGCCACAGCCACAGCCACAGCCACAGCCACCACAGCCACAGCCACAGCCACAGCCACAGCCACAGCCACAGCCGCAGCCGCAGCCGCAGCCGCAGCCGCAGCAGCACUACCUGCAGCACGCCGCAAUGGUGCACCGGGGCCACCACCACCUCCUCCUGCAACAGCAACAGCAGCAACAGCAACACCAACAGCAGCACCAACCCCAACAGCACCAACAGCACCAGCAGCAGCAGCAGCACCACCACCACCACCACCACCAGCAGCAGCAGGCGCCAGCGUUGGCUCUGAGGCCCAUGCAGUCGUCUCACGCACACGCACCCGCACCCGUGCCGGCCUCCCUGAUGCUGCGGCCGGCGGCUGCCAACGGCUACCUAGCCGUCGCCGCCACCGCCCUGCUACAUCCGUCACACCGCUCCGCUGCUACAGCCGCCGGCGGCCACCUCAGUGGUGGCAGCAUGAUUCCGCUACAGCCGCCGGCGCUGCCGUCGGCCGCGUCCUCGGCGCUACAGCUUGUGCCAGCAGGGCUGCAGGCGCCGCCGGCGGCCGCGGCCGCAGCGGCUGUAGCAGCACCUUCGCCGGCGGCUGUAGCAGACCCGCAGCCUCGGAUGCAGCCGCACCGGCAGUCCCAGCCCCUGCUGCUGUCGGUGCCGCCGGUGGCGGUGUUUGAAGACGUCGCCGCGAUCCUGUCGACCGGCGGCGACGGCGCAGUCGGCACCGGCGCUGCUGUGAGAACAGCAAGAGGCAGCAGCGGCGGCGGUGGCGGCGGUGGCGGCGCCGGGGCUGCGAACCUGCUUCCAUCGCUUUUGUACUCACCGACGCAGGCAACCGGGCCAGCUGCGCAGCAGUUGCGCGGCGGCCGCGCGGCGGCGCCAGAUGCCGCUGCCACGACGCCGCAAGCUCUGCAGCCGCAGCUGCAGCCGCAGUCGCACCUCUCUUACUCGCCACUUCCGCACGCCGACAUCCUGGGGCUGCAGCUGCCCCACACAGGCCUGCGCUUCUCACCCCUGGACGCAAUGGCGGCGGCGGCAGCGGUGGCCGAGGCGGCGGCGGCGGAGGCGGCGCCGCCGCCGCCGUCUCCACCGCCGCAACCGGCCUUGUACGACUACGGCUCGACGUCCGCUCGUGGCGGCACCGGCGCAGCAGCUGGUGCCGUGGCGGCAGCGGCGGCGUCAUAUCCGGCAGCCACCCCGGGCUUUGCCUCGGGAGUAGCAGCCUCACAAGCAUCAGCUCCAGCAACGUCGGGGGCGGCGGCAGGGGCCUCGCCGGAGUCGGAGUCGGGCGACGUCUUCCCGACGGCUGCCGCGGCCGCCGCUGCCCUGAACAACUCUCUGCCGGUGGAGGUGGAUGCGCUGCUGUCUAUUGGAGCGGGCGGCAGCCGCGGCGGCGGCGGCGUCGGGGCUUUCGGCGGUUGCAGCGGCGGCGGCAGCGGCGGUGGCGGCGGCGGGGCACCCACUGGCAGUAGCAUGCUGUUACAGCCCAAUGCGCAGGUGCAACAGCCGUCUGGCUAUUCUGGCUACAGCUACCCACACCACAGCCAGCAGCAUCAGCAGCACCAGCACCACCACUACCCGCACCAUCACCACCACCACCACUACUCCCACCACCACCCACACCACCACCACCCGCCGCUCGACGAUUUGCUCCUGGUCGCCAGUGCCGCCGACCUGGGGCUUGUGGGAGAUACCGUUGGCUCCGACUUCGCAGCAGCAGGCGACAGAGGAGAGCGGGAGCGGGAGCCCGAAGCAGCUGCAGCGGGGCCCCCGGGGACGGCGAUGUCAGCAGCACUGGCGGCCGCAGCCGCGGCCGCUGCAGAAUUCUUUGGCUUGGGUUCGGACACCGACGACGUCGACGGCGCCGAGGAGAAUGAGGAAGACACUGCUCGACAGGCGGCCGCCGCGUUGGUGCAGGCGGCGGCGCCGCCGGGCGGCUUGCGCAGCAAACCGCCGCCGCCGCUUCCGCCCUACUCACAACAGCACCACCAACACCAACCGCCGCCGCCACAGCAGCAACAGCAACUGCAGCCGCAACUGCCACAAAACCAAGGUUACUACCAGCACCACCAGCACCAUCAGCACCAUCAGCACCAUCAUCAGCACCACCAACACCACCACCAACACCAGCUUCCGCAACAGUAUCAACUGCAGGAAUUGGGCGACGGCGAGGAUGGUGACUACAGCGAUGGCGAUAUGGCCGGAGCCGCCAGUGAGGACGGCGAUGAACGGCUGCUCAUGCUGGAUCUGGCGGCGGUGUGGGCAGACAACAUGCUGGGAGGCGGCGGCGGCGGCGGCAGUGGCGGCGGUGGCGGCGGCGGAGCGGGAGUAACGGCGGAGGCCGCGGGAGCCUACGGCGGUGCCGGAUUCGGCAGCAGUAGCAGUGGCACGGCGCUGGGAGCUGAUGGCCAGGGUGGUGGCGGCAGCUCGGGCGGGAGCGAGGAGGGCGAGGGGGACGACGACCGUGUCGACACGGAGGAUUUGGAUCCAGAUCAGGGCGAGAUGGAUUUGGAUUCGGAUCUGGCGGAAGAGCGCGCGGCGGCGCGGGCGCGGCGGCCGGGGGCGGCGGCGCGGCGGCGUAAGCUGGCGGCGCGGCCCCAGCGGGCUGCUCCGCCCGCAGCAGCCGCAGCGGGCAGACCGCGGCGCCGGCGAGUGCCCAGUGCCAUUGCGGUCGCGGCGGCAGAGGCGGCGGAGGCGGCAGCGGCGGCAGAGGCUGCGGAGGCGGCGGCGGAGGCGGCGGUGAGGUCCGGCGGUCCACGGGCUGCAAGGCGGCGGGCCGCAGCUGCGGCUGGUGCUGCUGCGGAGGGCAGCGGGGCAGCUGGUGCGGCGGGGCGCAAGCGGCGCGGCACAAGAGGCGACCUCGACGACGGCCAGGGUCAGGGCCGCCCAGGCGCGGCGGCCGAGGAGGAGGUGGCGGCGCUCGUGGAGGUCCGGGCCCCGGCUGCACCGCCUUCCUCCAAACCCGCCGGCAAGGGCACCUCCGCCUCCGCCAAAAGGGGCCCUGCAGCAGCUGCCGGCGGCGGCAGUUCCGGCUCCGGCGGCGGCGGCGGCGGCGGCGGCUCCGGCGGCGGCGGCUCCGGCGGCGGCUCGCGGCUGUCCGACGGGCGCAUUUACCUGCCGCACAGCUUUGUGACGACAGCCCUGGCGUCGCUACUCCCACCGCUGGCGGCGCCCUCGGUGGCGGCUGCGGCCCCAACAGCCGCCGUGGCGGCGGCAGCCGCCACAAGCGCCGCCACAGGCGCCGCUGUCGAGGGCGCCGCCACACCGCAAGACAUUGCGGCGGCGGCGACAUUGGCUGUUUGUGAUGGAGCUGAUACUGAUGCUGGCGCUGGUGCUGGUGCUGGUGCUGGAGCUGGUGCCGAGGCGUCUGCUGCCGCUGCCCCUGCUGCUGCCAUCGCCGCUGCUGCUACGAAAGCUGCGGUGCAAUUUCCGCUGCGGCUGAGCGCUGAUGUGGUUGUGAACGACGUCUGCGUCAAGGCCGACACGGAGGUGCGCAUAUGCCGCAGCCGCAACGCCAGCCGCCGGAGCGGCGUGGGCAACCACUGGUUGACUGGGCACCAGCGGCACGUACGCGACUACAAGGACUUGAGGCUGCUCGCAGUGGAGGUGGUGGCGCCGCCGCCAGCCGCCCCGCUGCCGCUCGCCACGCCGCAGGCCGGCCCUGCGCCCGCCGGUCCGCGGCUGCGCAUCCUCAUGUCAGCCAGCGGCCGCUGGUACGGCGCGCCGCCGCCCGCAGCCACAGCCGCCGCCGCCGCCGCCGCCGCGUCCCCCUCAGCCACAGCCGCCGCGACCGCGUCCCCCUCAGUCACAGCCACCGCUUCCGCGCCUUUCUCAGCCGCCGCUUCCGCGGUUCCCUCGGCCAAAGCCGCCGGCGCACCACAUGUGGCGCCCAACGGGGGCCCCACCGUUUCCCCCCCGCCACCACAGCCACAUAGCCAGCAGCAACAGAUGACGGCGGUUGCGCUGGCGCCCGCCGCCGCCGCCGCGCCUGCGCCAGCAGCAAGCGACGCGCCGGGCUUCGGGCCUCCCGUGCCCCCGGUACUCCCAGCGGCGCCGCCACCCCAGCUGCUGGCGGCAGCGGCGGCAGCAGCCUCCAGGGCCCUGCUGGCGCGGCGGCUGCUGCAGCUGCAGCUACAGCUACAGCAACAGCAACAGCGACAGGCCGCAGUGGUGGGAGGCCCGCCCGUCCCAGCGCCGCCCGAGCAGCCUCCGCACCUGCAAUCGCAGGCGCAGCAGCAGCAACAGCCAGAGCGGCAGCAGCAGCCGGAGCGGCAGCAGCAGCAGCCGGAACAGCGCACUCCUCAGGCGCCCUCUCCUGCCAGGGAGCCCGACACCACCAACUUCAUCGCCUCCGGCCCCGGGGCCGCCAUGUGCGGCAUGCCCAUACCGCCGGCACCGAGCGACCCUACGGGCCCCGCCGCGGUUGGCGCCUCAGAUGGAGCUACGGCGAUGGAAAUUGUCGCCGACAAUCAGCAGCAGGGGCAGCAGGAGCAACAGGAGCUGGCUGCAGCGCCUGCACCCAAUGCGGGUGCGGGCCGAGUAGGUGCUGCAGAGGCGGAUACGGUCCUGGGUGCGGGUGUGGGUGUGCCCGGCUUGUCGCCGCUGUCGCCCAUGGGAGCGCUGGUGGCGGCUGCUGCGGCGGCUGCGGCGGUUGGCGGCGAGGAGCGGCACGUCGGGGACAAGGCGGAGGCGGCCGCAGCAGUUGAGCCGUCGGCAGUGGGGCCAGCGGCAGCGGCAGGCCCAGUUGUGGCGACGCCGGCCCCAGUGGCGGAGCCGGCGCAUCAGCGGCAGGCGCUGCCGUUGCUGCCGCUAGCUGCUGCUGCCACCCUGGUUCCUCCGUGCCAGCACCAGCACCAGCACCAGCAGCAGUCAGCGGCGCACGCCGCCGUGCAGCCGCCAGUGGCGGAAGCUCCACAGCCGACGUCAGCUCCACAGCCCCUGGCCUCAGACCCGCUAAUGCAACAGCCGGCGCCGACCGGCCUUGAAGCCAGCCCAGGGCCACAGCCGGCGCCGCCGCCCGUACAGCCGCCCGUACAGCCGCCCGGGCUGAGCCCGCUGCGGCCCCUCGCGCCGCCAGCUCCGUUCGCGCCAACACCAACAGUGGUGCAGGCGACUCUACAGGCCGCCGUGCCCGCCGCCGUGCCCGCAGCCGUGCCCGCCGCCGCGCCCGCAGCCGCGCCCGCAGCCGCACAGCUGCAGCAGUCGCUACUGCUCCUGUCCUGGAUGCGCACCCUGGCAGUAGCACAGCAGCAACAGCAGCAGCAGCAGCAACUAGCUACUGCUGCGACCCCAGACCGGCCUCCGCAGCUACAGCCACGCACAUCCUCCCAGCAGCAGCAGCAGCAGCACGGGGCGCGACUGUACGACGGGCGUGUGCACGUGCCACUGCAGGUCAUCAGUGCCACCUUCCCGCCCGACACACGGUACCCAGCUGAGGUGCGUGUCAACCUGUGGGUCAACUCAUCACUGGUCGGGGAAGGUCUGGCGGCUCGUGUCGUACAGCACCGCAAGCACCGCCGGACCGACCAGUUCAACUUCUUCGUCACGGGGCUGCAGAAGACCCUGGCCAGGUACCGCGACCUGCGGCAGGCGGGCGUUACGGCGGAGCAGCACCCGCACCCGCACCCGCACCCGCACCCGCACCCGCACCCGCACCCGCACCCGCACCCGCUGGCAGCCGCACCGCCAUGGGGCGCGGACGCCGCAGCCGGAGCCGGAAACGGAGCCGGAGCCGGGACGGGAAUUGUGGAUGGGGGUGGAGGCUCCUGCACCGAAAACGGAGGCGGAGACGCGGCAGGCGGACGCGGGGCCGAGUCCGGGAGUGGGUGUGUGGUGCUUCGCGUAAACCUGCUGGCAGCGGCGGCUGCGGCAGAAUGAAUGAGACGCGCUUGUACAUGAUAGGGUUGAAUUAUUGUUUUGUGAUGGUUAAUUUGCGUGCGUGGUGGCAAGCCAAAUGUUAGCAAUAGGCAGACCAGGAGCAGUAAAGUACGUCGGCACACGGAUGUAUGGGUGUUAGGCGCCAGGCAGGAACUCGAAAGCAUAGUACGGUAUCGCGUUGAUUGCAAGUACAGGAAUUGCAUGCAAAUGCUUAUUGGGGAAUGUAGCUGCGUGGCCGUAUGGAUGUAGGUGUGUGUAGCGCCUAGGGUCGUAGGGAGAGCGUACGGUAGGUGCAGCAGUUGGGCUAAUGCAGCGCCUCUAGGCAACAUGUUCGGUAUGGCGGGAGGAGCGUCCUAUGGGAGCAAGCCUACUAGAGCUAGAGUAGGCCGACGGCGCUGCAGGCGGCACGCCCCUGGGGUCCAGAGCAGGGUGUUCGUUCUCCACGUCACUGGCUCGUGAACUGCGUCAGCAGGUCCCUCUUGUAACCAAUGCAAUCUAGGCAACAGGCAGGAGGGCAUGUCAAGGCCCUGAGCGUGCAGUACUGAACUCCUAGUACAAGCAAGAGUAGAGGGUGAUGAGAAGCAAGUUUGAUGGCUGCAAUCCUGGCCCGCAAAUCCCACAGGUUAGUCAGGGCAGGAGUCGCAACGUGGGUUCGCGGUUGUUACUUCACCGAUGAUUGCGCUGGCUGGCUCAUAGACUUUGCUGAGCGUGUUGCAGGUGCGGCCCGGCCUUUGCUGUUGUGUGUGGUUACAUGAUGGUGAGCACGACGUGCAUUCCUGUCCUUGUACCAGGGGGGGGGGGUAGAAAGCUCAGAUUCUUACCCCAUGCUCAAAAUUACAGAGCUUUAGGAGAGCAUUAUGCACGUACUUUUAGUUUUUUAAGGGGGUG
This is a messenger RNA of Chlamydomonas reinhardtii, 8136 nucleotides long. RefSeq lists its product as uncharacterized. The transcript has 9 exons. Lineage: Eukaryota; Viridiplantae; Chlorophyta; Chlorophyceae; Chlamydomonadales; Chlamydomonadaceae. The record is from RefSeq and is a predicted model, not a curated record. Bases 166 to 7248 code for a protein of 2360 amino acids.